GCCGCCGGGGAGGGGGGAGGCCGCGGCUGCAGUCGUCAUGGCAACGAGGACGCGCCGGCCUCGGAGGCCGCGCCAAGCUGAGCUCCGCGCGCGCUCCUGGCCUGGACAUGGGCGAAUGCGUGGGGGCUCCCGUGGGUGGGGCGCUGGCUGGCGAAAGGGCCACCGCCACGGCGAGUAAGGUGAGACGAGAACACGGCAUUUCCUUUAAGGAAUGAAAAUGAACUAUGGUUUAUUAUUGCAGCAUUGUCACACCUUCCCAACAGCUGUGCUCAGGUGGAGAGCUUUUUGUCACCCUUAUCCAGUUCCCUAAAGCUGAUAUGGGAACCCCUGUGGAAGUGGGACCUCACAAUUCAUCUCAGCCAACUGAAACUUCACAACAGUUGCAGGCCUAUGUGGCCUGGGUGAAUUCGCAGCUGAAGAAGAAGCCGGCCAUUAAGCCCGUGCAGGACCUGAGGCAGGAUCUCCGAGAUGGGGUCGUCCUGGCUUCGCUCAUCGAGAUCGUCGCUGGAGAGAAGCUGAGUGGGGUGCAGGUGAGUCCCACCAGCCAGCAGGAAAUGAGGGAGAAUGUGGAGAAAGUCCUGCAGUUUGUGGCGUCCAAAAAGAUCCGUAUGCACCAGACAUCGGCCAAAGACAUCGUUGACGGGAACCUGAAAUCCAUCAUGAGGUUAAUCCUCGCCUUAGCUGCUCACUUUAAACCUGGCUCAAGCAAAGCUGCCUACCCGGCCCCAUCCAGCACGAUGGGAAGGAGCUCAGCAGGGACAGCAAACUCCCCCGCCCAUCACAGGCCCCAUUCAGCGGCUGCAGUUGCCCAAGACGCAGUGGCCGCCCUGGCUGAUGUUCGCCAGGAUGUCUCGCGCUCAGGGCGGGAUGUUUUCCGACACAGGCACAGGGACAGCAGCCUGGAUGAGGAGAUCGAGCAUCCAUACUGGAGUGUCCGUGCCCUUGUGCAGCAAUAUGAAGGACAGCCAAGUGUGCCUUCAGAAUCCCACCCUUCCAGCCUCACAUCGCCCAGCCCCGUAAACAGCGCCAAGAGUGAGUCCAGCGCUACCCCUUCAGAGAAGAAGGCAGGAUUUGACACUGUCCAUGAAGAAGAAGCGGAGACUAGAACAGAAGAGACGGGCUCUCCCUGCGCCCCGGAGUGGCCGGCCAGGUGCCCCGCGGCCAGCUUGGAAACCUCCUGGGAGGAGCAGCUCCUGGAGCAGCAAGAUCACUUGGAGAAGGAGAUGGAGGAAGCCAAGAAGAUGAUCUCAGGCCUCCAGGCCUUGCUGCUGAACGGGUCUCUACCUGAAGACGAGCAAGAAAGGCUGUUUGUCCUUUGCGAACAGGAGGCCUGCCCCGAAGAGCAGCUGAUCAUCAUCCGCAGCCGGCUGGACCAGAGCAUGGAGGAGAAUCAGGAGCUCAAGAAGGAGCUGCAGAAGCACAAGCAGGAAGCCCGGAACCUCCAGGGAGUCAAGGACGCCUUGCAGCAGCGGCUGGCCCAGCAGGACGCUCUGAUGCUUCAGAUCAAGCAAGAGCUGCUGAGAGCGAACAUGGACAAGGAGGAACUGCACAGCCAGAACGCUGAUCUACAGAGGAAGGUUGAAGAGAGGAACCGGCUCCUGGCGGAAUACAAAAAGGAGCUGGGCCAGAAGGAUCGGCACCUGCACCAGCACCAGGCCAAGAUGGAGGAGAUGCUGCGGCAGCUCUCGGAGGCCAGCUACCAGCAGGCAGACUUGGAGCGAGAGCUGGAGCACAAAGGAGCCCUGCUGGCCCAGUGCAUGAAGAAGGACGCCGAGGAGCAGCAGAUGAUCGUCUACAGCCACCACGGCUCUCAGAGCAACGGCUUCCUCCAGCCGUCAGGGAAAGGAGCGACGCCUGCAGCACACAAAGGAACCAACGACCUGCAGCUGGUCCGGGAGGCUCUGCGCAGUUUGAGGAACAGCUUCAGCGGCCACGAUCCCCAGCACCACACCAUUGACAGCCUGGAGCAGGGCAUCUCCAGCCUGAUGGAGAGGCUGCACCGUAUGGAGAUGCAGAAGAGGCAGGAGAGAAGGGUCCGAGGGAAGUCUCCUUCCAGCCACGCCACCAACGACUACCGGGACUCCUGGCCCUCCAAUUCCAAACUGCCUCAUUCUCACAGCAGCCCCGUGAUGAGCAGCAGUGCCUGCACCAAAGUGCUCUACUUCACGGAUCGCUCCCUCACUCCUUUCAUGGUCAACAUACCAAAGAGGUUAGGCGAGGUCACUCUGAAGGACUUUAAAGCAGCUAUUGAUCGCGAGGGGACGCAUCGGUACCACUUCAAGGCCCUGGACCCAGAAUUUGGCACAGUGAAAGAGGAGGUUUUCCACGACGAUGACAUUAUCCCUGGAUGGGAGGGGAAAAUCGUGGCCUGGGUGGAAGAGGACCACGGUGAGAACUGAUCGGACACCUGAACUCUCUUGGCCACAAAGCUCUGCUGCUGGCUGCACUGCUGGUCAGAUACUGGCCAAAAAAAGCGCAGGAACCAGGAUGCAUCGGAGUCCGAAUGCCAAAAGCAAAGAGACGGACAUGACUGCAAAAUGACGGGUAUGACGUUUUGCCACAUGCAAAAAUGUCUGGCACUUGAGUUCCAUGGCCAAAUAUUGUGACGUUCAAAAAUCCCACGCUGUGAGGAAUGGACCAGCUCCGUGAUUCAGUCAGUGUCGGCCUUAAUGAUAUGUUACCCCCACCCCCCGCUUUUCGUUUCUGCUGCUGUCUGUAGUCUGGAUAACUUUUGAUGGUGGUAUACAGUAUUACAAGUAACCUUGCACUGAUGGCUGAAACUAAAACCUGGGUCCUCUAGAGGCAGGCUGUGCUGUGGCAGCUGCCUUCCUCUCCCAGAAGCUCUUGCCAGCCGAUCAUUCCAAAGGGCUCUGUGCCUGACAUUCCCUGCAGCAACGCCCUCUCAGUUCUUUCAGCACCUGAAGCCCAACAGAACCUUCACUGGCAGAAGACAAGCUUGGCUCGACUGGGUGGUCCCAACUGAAGAUUGUCAGCCUGGCAGCAUCAGGGUGGACUUCUGCUUCUGUGGUUUUGCUUUACUGUCCUACGGCUCUUGAGGAAUUUGAAACAGUGGUUGGUUUGUUGUGGGGUGUGGGUCCUCGCCCUUUUCCGCAAUACCCUUGUCAACCUCUUGCUUUCCUUGUGUGCUUCUCAGACCUGUAAAAUUACUUCUCCAGGGUUCAAGUGGCAGAAUAGUGUCCUGUCUCUCUGGAUGCUGUUGGAUGAGCGGUAGAAACAAAACGAGACCCAAACAGGAGGAGAAUGUAGGGUUGACUUCUGGAGUGGUGGCCUCCCUCCCUCCCGCCCUCUCGCAGCUCAGGAUGAAUUCACAGCAUUGCUUUGCUUCCAUAGCUGGCUGAGCCCUUUCCCAGUCACACUCGGCAGAGACCCUCACGGGACUGACUGUCCCAGCUGCCAUCAAAUGAUAUUUAUUUGAAGUUGGUGACUGGACACUGGAAUGCGUCUCGAGCCCUUGCUGAUCCACCAGUUCCAUGUGGGUCUUAUCACAGGGUUUCUGUUGGGGGAGAGGGGUGACUGGAUGAAGCCCGCUUCAGAAGAGGAGCAAGACCUGAGACGCUUGUCACCCCGGCCUGCGCGACUGUCCUUUCCCCUGCUGCCCAUAGUGGUUCCCCUGCUUAUGGUGAAUGGGUUGCUCCCUGCAACAGAACCUCCCGUUUGGCCUACUGCCAUCCACCCUGGAAGCAGUUCUGGUGGCGUACACAACUGACAGCUUCUGCUUUUGUGGAGCCAGCCGGCCUGGUGUCUUAGCCGCUGAAGAUGCCAGCUAACAGUUGUGUGAGCUGGCUGUCAAGAUACCUCUCACUCUCCCCGUGACUAGUCCCAAAUCUAUAGCAUAGUGAAAUUUUGGACAGCGAUGGCUGCAAUAAGAUACAGCAUCUGCUCACGGAAAGUCCAGACUGGUCCCCUGGUGGGCUGCCAGUGGUAGCCCACCCAGCAGGUAUCUCAGGGUGAGAGCAGUCAGGCCUGGAGAAGCGCACCACUUGGUCCUUUUUCUGUUCUUCUUGUGUUUCCGCUUCUGCCUCCACCACGCUGAACUGGGUGUGCAGGAGUGUCUUUGCUCACACGCCCUGCUCAGUCUCACACAGCUGAAGAGCCGAUGCGUCUCUGACUUGGUUCUGCACCCUGGAGUGUCCCGCCAGCCCUGCCCCACACUGCUUUGUCUCUCCCCACAUCACAGCCGUCCACUUUGAGGACCAGGCUGCAGGCCUGCAUGUCUUUGGUGCAUGUAUCCGGCACUCUGAAGGAAUGUGUGUGUGUCAGCCUGUCUGUGUCUUUUUUUGUGUGUGAGGCUGAAAGUUUGAAGGAAAACAUGGGUUUUAUCAUUUUACAGAUUUAAACGUAUCCUUUUGUAUACUUGUUCCUGUUUUUUGGAAUUAUUUUGUAUCUGUUUUAUGUCGUUGUCAUUUAAGGACAGUGUCUAUUUUUAUACCAGUGCUUUUUUCUGUAUAUUUCUGCGUGCACGCUGUACUGUAUUUUACUCAUUUUUCUAGAGGAUGCUAAUAUGUUUUGUAUGGCAUCCUGUUAAUGCCACCUAAAAUGGCUCCCAUAACUAACUUUAUCUGAUUAUGAGGGCAUGGCAGGUUCCUAAUAAGUUUUCAUUUUGCCAGCAAUUUCUUAAAUGGAAAGUAUUUAUUCAUUGUUUGUCUUACCACACCCUCAGUGUUCAGAAAGAGCAGCUGUGCCUUUCUAACUGCACUUGUAAGAAUCCAUGUUGUUGAUGCUUAGCAUUCAGAGUGCACUCUUUCUGCAACUGCAAAGCAGCAGCUGCAAAGCUGGCUUUUGGGGGGGAAACAUUUAUUCAUAAGUUUGGGGAAAGGUUACAGGGUUCUCCCGAUAAAGAAACACUCCCCCCCCGCCCGCCUUUCAUAGAGUUACUGGUUUCUUUGUUGCAUGCAUUUUACUAGGUAUCAAAAAGAUCGCAUGGAGUUAUCUUUAUUAAAAAGAAAAGAGAACCAUCUUGUUUAUUUUGGCCCUUUAAGGUCAGACUUCUGCCUGCUUUCCAAUAACAUAUUUCACUGACACAGAAUUCUCCCUUCAUGGUUUAAGCCAGAAAUGUCGCCGUGCUGGGGAGGAGAGGAAGGGGGAAAGAGUACACUCAGACUUGCUGUGAUGUCCUCUCAAGAAAGAUUUAAGCUCUUUAGCUGCAACCCUGCAGGCUGUUGGGCUGCUGAAAUCCCACUGACUUCAGUGAGGUUUGCUUUUCCUAAGUGUAGGAUUGCAGCACUUUUUUGUGUGUGAUUAACACUGAAGUGCCAGCUUUCAAAUAUUUCCCAAUAACGGACCCCAUUCCUCCUUCAGAAGUGUUGUGAUUUCUAUACAACACCCCAGCUAGCUUGCCUUUGUUCCUGCAAUGAUACCAGUUAGGUUAAGUCAUUCUUUCUCCCCCGGGAACCUAGAGGAGGAGGACCCAGGCAUCCCUAAAUAAUGAUUUAUCAGCACUUUCACCAGACUACAGUUCCCAGGAUUCUUUAGGGGAAACCACAAUGCAAUGCUUAGAUUGGUUAAAAUUCCAUGUUAUGUUUGUCGCAUAGAUAUGCCCUGAGUUGAAUUAUCUUGCUGUAAAGGUGCAAAAUACGCCUGGGAAAUGACUCCAACUCAUUCACAGAAUAAGAAGUAACAAUAUUAAAGAUGGGGUGAGGGGGCAAUUUUCCUUUUACCAGCUCAUCCUGCCCCUUGGUAUCUUUAUACCUGAUUUCUACACAAACACUCUGAGGUUGUUAUGGUUCCUGUUGAAAUAAUUUUUCUUCUUGCUUCUCAUCCUUGUAGCAUGAAUCAUGCAAGCUGCAUAUAAAAUACUUUAUCUUCUACAGAAAUGCUGAGGUUUGCAAUCAUUACUAUUCCAACAAGGAUUACUCUCCAGCUCUUUGUACACGGGCCAAGAGAGACCUGGAGCUUAUUUGUGUGCUGUAACUGUUGGGACAUGCUUUGAAUUUAUGGACCAAGACUUUCAAUGGGAUUUUUAAAAAAGCUGUUCAAUAAAAAGAGAGUUUGUAAACAGA
Molecule: messenger RNA, 6020 nt
Organism: Hemicordylus capensis (graceful crag lizard)
Lineage: Eukaryota; Metazoa; Chordata; Lepidosauria; Squamata; Cordylidae
Gene: DIXDC1
Product: DIX domain containing 1
Exons: 21
Coding region: 225-2399 (724 amino acids)
Biological process (GO): canonical Wnt signaling pathway
Cellular component (GO): cytosol
Molecular function (GO): protein binding
Source: RefSeq, a predicted model, not a curated record